AUGUCCUUCUCGAACAGCAGCGGUGGCACACUCGCCCUACCAUCACCAACCCACGCACACCACAUCGACGUCACAUCGGCAGUUCGCACUCUCCGACGCUCUAUUUCACGAUCACCUUCCAAGUUCUUGACGCGUUCCAACUCCCAAAAUUCGCUGAGCCCCGAAAGCCCCCACCAAACCUCACCUCAAUCACCUUGUCGUCGAUUUGGCGCAACACCGCAGAACCAACAACUUCUACCGUCCCACACCCGCUCAGCACCUCCUCAUAUCAACGGUGCCCCGCAUUCAACCGCCUUUACACCUUUCCGCCCCAGCGUUAGGCUCUCGUUGCGUUCCGCCAAGGCCGGUAAGACAUCGCCCUCACGACCGUUGACACGAGCACGCGCAUCUCCCAAAAGCCCUCUCAAGAGGGCGCUCAACAUGGCUCCCGAUAGCGGCAACUCACUACCUGCGGUACCUUUGGCUUCAGUUAUUGAUGCAUCAGGGCAAGAGAAUAACGCCCUGGGAGCUACAAGCCCCAUCUCUGUCAGUCCCGUCAAGCGACGCAGCCUCACUCUCGACGUCGCUGGAUCUUCGCCGACCUCAUUUCUCAAGUCUCUUGAUUCCAACAAUGAUGGCCAGAUGGUCCCAAACAACGGGUCAUUAAAGCGCAGCGACGCAACCAUGAAUCUGGACCAACCGAGCCAGGGAAGCCCGGUGGCUAAGCGACGGAGCUUGCAUGGAAUAUCGGGGCUGGGCCAGAACGAGGACCAAAAUAUCUUUGGUGCCAACACGACAUCUUCACAGAGCUUCUACAUACAUGAAGACUCAUCUACCGAGUAUGAGAUUGCGGGUACUAGCGGAUCACCAUUCCGCGAUCCCGUCCCCUCACCAACACCUGCGACGACGAAUGUUCCUAAGAGGUCAUCGUCCCUACGAAACAGCUUAACCGAGGAAGCACCUAUUUAUGCUCCUGUGGCCCGGAUGCCAGAUCGACCCAGACCUCACCUUUUCUCACGAUCCCUCCCUCUCAAUGCGACACGACCCAAUCGCCCAAAUGACAUGUCCAAGGCCAUGGCGACACCCAGCAACUCCCAGCUGUGGGUGGGCGCUUUCAACUCUACUGGGCUUAUUUCCAAGGUCAACCGAAAUCCCGAAGAGGAUGCCGACAAGAAGAUGGCUCCUCCUGAUACACCAUGCAAGAAGCACUCUAACCCCUUCGCUACUUUCCCUCCACCGGCUGGGAGUGCCAUGAAGAAGAGGGGUAACAACCGGAAUUCUUUUGGCGGUCUCCCUUCCACCCCAUUUGGUAACAGCACAGCCAGUUUUGGUAGGCCAGGAAAGGGCAUGUCAAUAUUCCAACGUGGCAGUGCUUCUAGGAGUGCACGUCGCGGUAGUGUCCUUAGCCUGGAUGGUGACGAACACAAGCUCUUUGGUGAAACGAUUGACUUUUCGACACCCAUGGAAGGCGAUGCUCCCCCUACUCCAACCAAGAACAGUUUAACUCCCAGCCUUAGCAAGGUCAGCGAGUACUCAUUCGAGAGUCCCCAUGAUAACCAUAGCCCAACUGCCAACCGAACAUUACACUCUACUACUCCGGUCCUCGGCACCUCUAUCCCUCGAGAAGCAACUUCCAGCCCCCUUGAUGGACGACGAACACCGCAAACGCCACGUGAGAGUUUGCUGCCUCUCGACACCAGCCGAUUGUCUAUUUCUCAGAUUGGCGAUGCCUUCUCAGAUAGCAUGCCACCUCCCGUUACCCCAACAGCAGGACGGGACUUGCGAUCAUCUACCAGCCUCCUUGUUACUCCCGUGAACGCCCGUACUAGUAACAUUGACAUUGACGCAAGCCUAUCCUCCCGAUUCGACAAAGUGGAGCAGAUUGGAAAGGGUGAAUUUUCUGUUGUCUAUCGUGUCACUCAGGCGGACCAUCAAAUGACAUUUGGCAACCUCAGUACAACCCCGACAACAAGCCCCACCAAGGGCAGAGUCUAUGCUGUAAAGAAGAGCAAGCAUGCGUUCCAGGGACCGAAGGAUCGGGAUACAAAGGUCCGAGAGGCCGAGAUUUUGAGGACUCUCAGCUACUCUGAACAUGUGGUCCAGUACUUCGAUCAUUGGGACUACAAUAACCAUCUCUAUAUUCAAACAGAGUACUGCGAAGAGGGUACCCUCGACAAGUUCCUGGGUACUGUUGGACGAGGUGGACGACUAGACGACUUUCGCAUCUUCAAGAUCCUCCAGGACCUGUGCUUGGGCCUGAAGGAUAUCCAUGACUCAGGUUUCAUGCAUCUGGAUCUCAAGCCGGCCAAUAUCCUUGUUACGUUCGAAGGUGUUCUCAAGAUUGGUGAUUUCGGUCUAGCCCAAUCCUGUUCGUCUGCCGAAGGCGUGGACGUCGAGGGCGAUCGUGAGUACAUGGCCCCGGAGAUGCUCAAGGGUAAAUCCUGCCAGUCCGCCGACGUCUUCUCUCUGGGCCUCAUUAUCCUUGAGACAGCCGCCAACGUUGUCCUGCCUGACAAUGGACCUACGUGGAUCGCCCUCCGCUCUGGAGAUCUUUCUGAAGUGCCAAGUCUUACCUGGAAUCCCUCUAUUGAGGUCCAGCGAGAUGCCACUGGUAACCCUACCGAGAUAAUGCAUAGCGAUGAUUUCACAAGUGGCAAGACGCACGACCCAAGCAACUUGUUUGGCCCAUCCAAGCGAUCGGAACUACUGCAGCCUCCCGAGUUUAUGGUUAAUGCCACCCACAACAGUUCUCUCGAUUUGAUUGUACGAUGGAUGACAGCUCAAGAGCCCAGUGAGCGACCAACGGUACAUCAGGUUUUGGAACUUGAGGGCCUGCAGUGGGUUGGCCAUCACCGCGCCGCACCGGCAACUGUUUAUGAAGGAAACUGGGGACCCGACGAGGAGUUGAUCCCUAUUUCCAUCGCAGAGGGCGGUGACAGUGACACAGAGAUGACUGACGUCUAG
This is a messenger RNA of Fusarium mangiferae, 2943 nucleotides long. RefSeq lists its product as uncharacterized. The coding region runs from base 1 to 2943 and encodes 980 amino acids. The transcript is spliced from 4 exons. The record is from RefSeq and is a predicted model, not a curated record. Gene Ontology annotation, molecular function: protein kinase activity; ATP binding. Gene Ontology annotation, biological process: protein phosphorylation. NCBI's taxonomy places the organism in Eukaryota, Fungi, Ascomycota, Sordariomycetes, Hypocreales, Nectriaceae.